Messenger RNA from Rhineura floridana, 2908 nucleotides. It is a transcript of the gene APCDD1, whose product is annotated as APC down-regulated 1. The coding region runs from base 768 to 2315 and encodes 515 amino acids. The record is from RefSeq and is a predicted model, not a curated record. Gene Ontology annotation, molecular function: Wnt-protein binding. Lineage: Eukaryota; Metazoa; Chordata; Lepidosauria; Squamata; Rhineuridae. Gene Ontology annotation, cellular component: plasma membrane. Gene Ontology annotation, biological process: negative regulation of Wnt signaling pathway. The transcript has 5 exons.
AGGACGGAGGGGAAGGCAGAGGCGGCGAAAGCGGCCUGGGCGGGGUCUUCCCCUGCAAAUAUCUCCAAGCCUUUGUAGUCUCCUUUCAAAUCAGGGGUGUCCGAUUUCGGGAUCCGGCGGCGAGGAGAGCUCCUCCCGCACCACCCCGACCCCUCCUCCUCGCGCUGCUGGCAGGGGAAAUAUGAAGGGGAGUUGCUGCUGCCGCCGCCGCUGCCUCUUCGGUUCAGUGAGGAGAAGAAAAAAGCCGCAGGAGGAGACGCGGCGGGGAAAUCGCUUGGGAAAAAGGGACGCCUGCGGUCGCCCAACGCGAGAUCUGAGCAGAGGUUGCUCAGGGCAGGGAAGGCGCAGAGGAGCCCGAGACGCCUCGGCGCACGCCCCAAAGUCCUUCGGCGCGCCCGGUAUGGGGCGCGCCGUCUUCACUUGAAAGCCCUCACAGGAGGGGAAACUCGUGGAGUCAAGGCUCGGACAGCUGCGUAAGGAAACUGGAACUUCACUGCCUUCCUCUCGUACCGCUGGCCCCGUUGCUCGGGAGAAAAGAAACUGGGGCUGCCGCGGUCCUUUGGGAUUUUAAUACCGCCAGGUGGGUCCAGAAAGGCUCUCUAGCCCGCCCGUCACCUUUCCGCGGGAUUUUUGUGUGGGGAUUAUUGGCAUUUCAAGGAAGCACAAAGCCUCGGGGGAAAGUGGAAGAAAGCGUCGGAGAAUAAAAGGAAAGGGAAACAGGGGCGGAAAAAAGAGGCUUGGAGUGGAGAAGCUUUGAAGAGUUGGAAAUGUCCUGUCCCUGCUGCAGCCUGUUUAGAUACCUGUUCCUAGCCCUUCUCUUGCAUGGGCUGGGAGAAGGUUCUGCACUUCUUCAUCCAGACAGUAGGUCACACCCUCGAUCGCUAGAGAAGAGUGCAUGGCGAACUUUCAAGGAGUCGCAGUGUCAUCACAUGUUGAAGCAUCUCCAUAAUGGAGCCCGCAUCACUGUACAAAUGCCUCCCACCAUUGAAGGACACUGGGUCUCCACUGGUUGUGAAGUAAGGUCGGGCCCAGAAUUCAUCACAAGAUCCUACAGAUUUUACCACAAUAAUACAUUCAAGGCAUAUCAGUUUUACUAUAAGGGUAACCGCUGCACAAACCCAAUCUAUACCUUAGUUAUUCGUGGUAAAGUUCGUCUUCGCCAAGCAUCCUGGAUCAUUCGAGGAGGGACUGAAGCUGAUUACCAGCUGCACAACAUGCAGAUCAUCUGCCACAGUGAAGCAGAAGCUGAAAGACUAAGUCAGUUGGUGAACUGUACAUGUCCUGGAUUUCUCUCAGAAGAUAAACCCUGGGAGCAGAAUGUGAGCUAUGAUUUAUGGAGAGAGGAGAAUGGUUACGAAUGCACCAGAGCACUGAAUUUUGCUAUGCAUGAACUUCAACUCAUCCGUGUAGAGAAACAGUACCUUCACCAUAAUUUAGAUCACUUAGUAGAGGAGUUAUUUCUUGGAGACAUCCACACUGAUCCUGCUCAGAGGAUGUAUUAUCGUCCAUCUAGUUACCAACCUCCUCUUCAAAAUGCGAAGAACCAUGACCAUUCAUGUAUAGCAUGCAGGAUCAUCUAUCGGUCAGAUGAACACCACCCACCAAUAUUGCCUCCAAAGGCUGAUUUGACUAUUGGAUUACAUGGGGAAUGGGUGAGCCAGCGCUGUGAAGUGCGUCCUGAAGUGCUGUUUCUAACCAGGCACUUUAUCUUCCAUGACAACAACAACACCUGGGAAGGUCACUACUAUCAUUAUUCUGACCCAAUCUGCAAGCACCCAACUUUCACCAUCUAUGCCAAGGGUCGUUACAGCCGAGGAGUACAUUCAUCCAGAGUGAUGGGUGGAACAGAAUUUGUGUUUAAAGUGAAUCAUAUGAAGGUUACUCCCAUGGACAUAGCUACUGCCUCACUACUGAAUGUCUUCAAUGGGAAUGAGUGUGGAGCAGAAGGAUCAUGGCAAGUUGGGGUGCAGCAAGAUGUUACGCAUACCAAUGGCUGUAUUGCUUUGGGGAUUCGUUUGCCUCAUACAGAGUAUGAGAUCUUCAAAAUGGAGCAGGAUGCCAGAGGGAGAUACUUGCUGUAUAAUGGCCAGAGGCCUAGCGAUGGAUCCAGCCCAGACAGACCAGAAAAGAGAGCUACCUCCUAUCAAAUGCCCUUAAUUCAAUGUACUUCAUCAGCACCAAGAGCAGAUGAAACUUUAGAAGAAAACAAACUAGGAUGGUACAACAGUGGGGUACCAGCAAAGAAUCCCUGUGCAUUUGUUUUGGCUAUGAUGCUGGCGGUUAGCACUGUGCCAAAAUUGGACAUUUACAGCUAGAAGCACAUUUUCAAAAGACUCAGUAUCAGGACAAGUGUAGGACUUUGGAUACAUGGGGGAGGGCAGCAAGGAGGCAUCUUUCCAGACAAAAAAAAGGACAUUAUUUUCUUAACACACUUGAAUGCCUGAGAACUGUUGUUCAUUUUUUCCUUCUUGAAUCAUCAACAGCACGUUUGCUUCUGCUUUGAAAUUCAUCCAGUCUGAUCCAUGGCCUGAUAUGACUGCACAGCAGGAAUUGCACUUUAGAACUGCAGGUGUUCUCUCCCUGCCCCCUCUUUAAAAAAACUACUUAGAUGAACUAAAAUGCCUUAUACAACCUCUCGUCUGUCAACUUUGCUGUUGCAAUUGAUCCUACUCCUCAAGUGAAUUUCUUCUUUGAGUUUAAUUAUCUGGAAUUACACUUUUAUUGUAUUGUGUCAAUACUGGUAAAUUGCAUCAUUCUUAUACUACAGUGUAUAUAUGUAUAUAUGAAAACAACAACUAAGGAUGUAUCUAAAUACACUUUUAUAGAGUUUACAUAAAAUAUUAAAUGCUCUUUAGGGUCAAGAAUGCUGAAUGGAAAAUCUCAAAUUAAACCUGCACAGAUAAUUUAA